CAUUUUUAGAUAAUUAUUUUUUUGGUAAAAUGACGUCAUGAAUAUUACAGUUCAAAAUGAAUUCCACUGCAAAUAUAUUGUUAAAUUUGGCUCUAAUUUUAAUUUUACUGACUAUUUUAGUCAAAAAUAAAUUUGAGUUAUUUUCUUUCAAUGGUCAAAAUUGCAAUUUAGACUUAAUGUUUCAGAAAACUUCCAAAAAAAGUUCAAGUUUAAUGAUGUCAUAUUGUGACAGCAUUCGAACAAAUCUUCAUAGCUAUUGUGUAUUUAGUUCGCCUUACGUUACGUUGCAACCGUUGCAACCUACAACAAUAAUAAUAAUUAGCUAUUUCGCGCUUGCUGGUGUAGACUUAUUUGCUUUUGAGCUAAAAUUUACUUUGAAUUUUGAUCAGACCGAGACAGUGUUUACAGUGUAUGCAAAGUUGCGAAGUAAUUGUGACUUAACAGUCUUGCGUGGAUUUGUCAUGGUGUAUCUUCAUUUCCCGACUAAUUUAACUGAGGAGGAAAUAGUUUUACAAAAUAAAUAUGCAAAGCUCCGCAAAAAGAAAAAGGCAUUGCAGGCACUGAAGGCCCCUCGCCAGGAACCGGAGCCGAUUCACCCAGUGAAGCGGCCAUCUGAAGCCAAAGAUGCCAAGGAAUAUGCUAAAAAACUAAUCCGGUCUGGGGCCAUUCGAUCCAUCGAACGUCGUGAUGAUAACAAAGAGAAAACAACAUUCAAACGCUCUAAGGGCCUGGAGCGGAAGCUGUCGGGCUCGGACCGGGCGCUGAGCGGCUACCAGCCGUUCUCUGCCAGCCAUCCGGAGGACGAGCCGCCGCCGCCGCCGCCCGCCGAGCGUGACAAGGAGUUCCGGCCCGGCAACAAGGUCAAGACGCUGUACGACAGCUUCAUCUCGGCUCGGGAUAAGGAGGAGCGGUCGUCAUCGCGAGACGUGGCCUCGGACAAACCGCGUCAGGGCAACACGGUGUACGUGCGCGGCUAUGGCGUCACCGAGCAGCUGCUGCGGCGCUCCUUCCAGAAGUUCGGCGCCAUCGUCAACAUCAGCAUGGAGAUAGAGAAAAACUGCGGUUUCCUGACGUUCGACAAGAUGGAGGCUGCGGAGCGCUCGAUCGCCGCCAUGAGCGGUACGACGGUGGACGGUGUGCAGCUACAGGUGUCGUACGCGCGCCGGCAGCCCAAGAUCGAGCCCAUCAACGAUGCGUCCACGUCCAGCGCCUGGAGCACUAUCGCGGCGAGCCACUCGCAGAAGGGUCUGCACAACAAGGACCAGCGGAACGUGGUCACCUACGACGACGCCUACUUCUGAGCGUCUGCCUCCGAUCUCUGCGGCCGCCGUGAUCUCCGUUCUCGGCGGAGAAGCCGUGUCACUCGCGCUGCUGUUCAUAACAAGCCUACAAGCCUGCGGUGCGUUUUCCUCCUGCCUGAGUCUAGGCGUACUUCUGUAGCUGGCCGUGCCCAGUGUCGGCGGCAGCUACGAACUUCCUCCGACCUCGACCAUCUAUUGCUGACUAGUCCCGAUCUCAGCGGUCGGCCGCCGUCUGCCCGGGCCUCAGUGAGGUCAGGCUGGGCUGCGGAGCCCCGACGGCACCGGAUACUGACAGAGAUGACGAGAGAUAACCGUCUAAAUGAGCAAUGGUAAUCGUGACAUGGAGAUGCGUAGUGUGCGCGUAACGGCGAUCGAAGACAAAUAUGUUGUACUUUGUUGAAUGGCCCGAGCGUCCAGUGCGGUAUCCGGAUCGACCAGGGCCGGAGUUCGUCAGUUAUGAAGAUACCUGAUUAGUAUCGUGGAACUGGAUAUGUUUGAUUCUCUUUAGACCCUGGGGAGCGCUAGGCCAGGUUGUGUUGUGUGCGACACGGCAAGUGUGCCUGGCCGAUUAUCCCCGUGUCGGUGAGACGGCGGUGGAGAUGGGCGUUACGGUGUAGUGUCGAACUCUGAAUGGACUAUGAACCUGUCUGUACGUAGACUGAUUGUAAUUAGUGCAGCGUGUGUUGCACCGGAAGGCGAGGGGACGGGUUGGGCCGAUGUGUUAGCAGAUGUGUCGGCUCAUCCACCGACUAUAGCUGCCGCAGCCUUGUGACCGGCGCCUGACAGAGAAUGUUGAGCCGUGGCACACGGCGCUUGAGUAAGGACGGCCCUGAAUCACCCGUGUCUCAUCUAUGAUCGAAUGUCAAUACAGCUCAAUGCCAAG
Molecule: messenger RNA, 2184 nt
Organism: Amphibalanus amphitrite
Lineage: Eukaryota; Metazoa; Arthropoda; Thecostraca; Balanomorpha; Balanidae
Product: negative elongation factor E-like
Exons: 6
Coding region: 57-1301 (414 amino acids)
Biological process (GO): negative regulation of transcription elongation by RNA polymerase II
Cellular component (GO): NELF complex
Molecular function (GO): RNA binding
Source: RefSeq, a predicted model, not a curated record